Messenger RNA from Pipistrellus kuhlii (Kuhl's pipistrelle), 2925 nucleotides. It is a transcript of the gene LHFPL2, whose product is annotated as LHFPL tetraspan subfamily member 2. The coding region runs from base 340 to 1047 and encodes 235 amino acids. The record is from RefSeq and is a predicted model, not a curated record. The transcript has 4 exons. NCBI's taxonomy places the organism in Eukaryota, Metazoa, Chordata, Mammalia, Chiroptera, Vespertilionidae. Gene Ontology annotation, cellular component: membrane.
GAGCAGACGCUGGAGUUCACGGCCGGCACCGCCUGUGCCUCGCGUUAAGCAGCUCCUUCUCCACCGGUGACGUUUUUCUGAAAUUGUUCAUUGCAAGUUCCUGGCAUUCCUGUAGAUACACUAGGUGAGGCCGCUGAGCUCGGAGGAGGCCGACAUGGCAGCAUGACAGCCCAGGAGCGGCGCCAGGAUCCCGGAGAAAGGAGCCCUGGGCUGUGGGCGUGAGUCCCCCCAGCAGCGACUUCCUGCCGAGGCCGCCCCGCGCCGCCGCCUCCGAGGCCGCCGGCUUUGUGUUGUGAACUCCGUGGACUCCCUCCUUUUCCCGCCUUCAACAGCAGCAAUAUGUGUCAUGUCAUUGUCACCUGCCGCUCCAUGCUCUGGACCCUCCUGAGUAUUGUGGUGGCGUUCGCGGAGCUCAUCGCCUUCAUGAGCGCGGACUGGCUCAUUGGGAAAGCCAAGACCCGCGGCGGCGGCGGCGGCGGCACCGGCUCCGGCACGGACCCUGAGGAGCGGGGCGGCCCCCCGGAGCCCCACCACCCGACCCUGGGCAUCUACGCGCGCUGCAUCCGCAACCCCGGGGUGCAGCACGUCCCGCGGGAGACGCUGUGCGGGCCCUACGCCGAGAACUUCGGGGAGAUCGCCAGCGGCUUCUGGCAGGCCACUGCCAUCUUCUUGGCCAUGGGCAUCUUCAUCCUAUGCAUGGUGGCCCUGGUGUCCGUCUUCACCAUGUGUGUGCAGAGCAUCAUGAAGAAAAGUAUCUUCAAUGUCUGCGGGCUGUUGCAAGGCAUUGCAGGCCUGUUCCUUAUCCUCGGCUUGAUACUCUACCCUGCUGGCUGGGGCUGCCAGAAGGCCGUUGCCUACUGUGGACACUAUGCAUCGGCCUAUAAACCUGGAGACUGCUCCCUGGGCUGGGCCUUUUAUACUGCCAUCGGUGGGAUGGUCCUCACCUUCAUCUGUGCCAUCUUCUCUGCACAAGCAGAAAUUGCAACCUCCAGUGACAAAGUACAGGAAGAGAUUGAAGAGGGUAAAAACCUCAUCUGCCUCCUUUAAUUUGGAAGAGACAUUUAUACCAUUUUCUUCCUUGUUUAACCUUGUGAAACAGUUCACCUCUGGUUUCAUCAUCCGAAUCAAGUGAAGAACUAGCCUUUACCUACCAAAGCCACAUUCCACAGCCCUGAGCCUUUACAGAACCAAUGAGAGGCAACAUCCAGCCAAGCAAAGUGACUGCACAGGAGGGCCACAGUGCAAAUUGUAAGAGACGGGAGAUGAAAACAUAAACCCUGACACGUGUCGGACAGCAUCGCCCCCAAGGACCCAGUGAAGGAGAAUGAUCUCAACCAUGAAAGCAGCAUUUCUCUGGUAACCGAAGAGACUGUUAGCCAGAUUUGCUGGCUGUUUAGAGGUGUGGGAUUUUUGUUUCCUUCUGGUUCUUUCAUCAAGUGUCUCAGUUGAAGACUACACACUUACUAUACACUUACUGGAAGUGGGAUGUUCGUCUGCUAAAAGAGAUCAGAGCAAGACACAAACGCUUUCUUAGCUCACCACAGGGGCCAAGCAGGGACUGGAAUUCUGUUGUGGAAUAUAUUGGAAGCUGUAUUCCAGGGUCAGCUGAAUCAAUUGAACUGUCGCUUCAAGAUUAAAGAAAGAAUAAGGGCCUGUAAGAUCAUGAGAAUAAAAAUACAAAAUCCUGCUAGUGGAGACAAAUUCAUUCCGCUUCCCAGCAGCCAAGCUAACGCCAGUACUGGCCCAGCCUCCUCUUCCACCAGAGAUCACAUGUUUUUCUCCUAGGCUUGGGAUUGCACUGAUUGCCAAAGGAAACCUCACUGUUUCCUCAUUCCAGGACAGAGGUCUCCAAACCACAUGUGGCGCAUUCAGAUGUUCACUGGGAGAAACUGCCAGAACCUCAGCACUUACGAGGAGACCUUUUCCCACUGUUUGGUAACCAUGCUGUAGUCAGCUAUAUUUCCAACCCUAACAGCAGCAAAAUGCCAUUCUUUGCAUUAAAAAAAGAACUAAUCAUGGGAUUUAAGGUUUUUUAGUUACUGGUGAUCCUGAAAGCAGGCUAAAAUAACAUUAAAUUGUUGCAAAUGCUGAGCUGCACCAAAGGCUUCAUUCCCAGGACAACAGAGUAGAAAGUUAAUGCAAAAUGAGUUAUAGCACCUGCCUAUACCUGUUUACAAAAAGAAUAAAUUACCACUAUUAAAAAAGUUUUGGGUGCUUUUAAUCUAGUUUCUAUAAAUUACCAAUAUCAUUGAUUCAGGAAAAUGGUAUUAACCACCACCUCAUAUGGCCAGAAAGAUAUUAUCCUAAGGUCAAAAUUGAAGAAUGAUACAGAAACAUUCUUUAGCAACUUAAGCAAGUGAGAUGCCAGAUUUCUGGAAGGAUUCUGUCUCUUUGCGUUAUGAAUCUGCUCACUUGAGGGCUUGCUUCAUUUUGAAAAUUUAACAAUUACAUGCCUUGUUUGGGCACGGUAUUAUGUUCAAGUGCCACCAGACAUAGAACUCUGAUUCAGAUUUUAUAACCAUGUCUAGCGCAGAAAAACUAAUUCCUUUAUGUGGCAAUGGAAUGGAACAACUAAAGUCUUAUUCUAUUCUGGUCUUUGGCCUAUACUAGAAACCAUCUUUUCUUAUAGAUUAAGAGUUAUGGGCGGAAGAAGGAAGGGUAUGGAACCAGGCCUUAAUGAGUUCACCACUCUUAGUCCAAGGUUCAGAAUAAGCAAAAUGUGAAUCCUAUGACUUUCCUUAAUAAGAGGAGUACAUCCAUAGCCUCAUAACAGGUUAUGCUUCCUGAACCAUUCUCUAAGCUAUCUCUGAGACCACACAAAAAUAGAUUAUGGCAGCCACUGGAUUUGGCUCCUGUACCUGAUGGAGUGUUUAUAUGCUCUAACCAAGCCAUGAUGCCAGCAAACCCUGGCAAUAAUUUUCAUUU